CUGUCAAACGCGAGUCGCAAAAUUUCCCCGCAUGUGUUGAUCGCAAAUUCGUCGGUUGAAAUCCGCACCGGUGCUGCGAUUUCCUUCGGUUUCCGCGUCCUAAUCUUGGUCGCAAUCGUUCCAAUUGGUGUGGAAAGUUUGAAUAAGGAUCGUUAGUGUUAGAAAAGCUACAAAAUGCAGCAGGACGAGAUUGUAUGGAGUAUCAUCAGCCGGCAGUUUUGCUCGUACAUGGUGAAAACCCAGACGCAGAACUUCUGCCGCAACGAGUACAGUCUGACGGGUUUGUGCUCGCGCAAGUCCUGUCCCAUCGCCAACAGCCAGUAUGCCACAAUCCGGGAGGAGAACGGUAUCAUCUACCUGUACAUGAAAACGGCCGAACGGAACGCGUUUCCGGCGAAGCACUGGGAGAAGGUCAAGCUGUCGCGUAACUUCGAGAAGGCCGUCCACCAGAUCAACGAGAAUCUGCUCUAUUGGGAUCGGUUCGUGCGGCUCAAGUGCAAACAGCGAUUCACCAAGAUCACGCAGUAUCUGAUCCGGAUGAGGAAGCUGAAACUGCGGCGACAGAAGAUGUUGGUUCCGCUGUCGACGAAGGUGGAGCGGCGCGAUCGACGACGCGAGGAGAAGGCACUGGUGGCAGCCAAGAUCGACAAUGCCAUCGAGAAGGAACUGAUGGAGCGACUGCGGAAGGGCGCCUACCAGGACAUUUACAACUUCCCGCAGACGGCGUUCAACAAGGCGCUGGAAGCGGAAGAAGUUGAGGAGGAGGACGAAGCGGAGGCCGAAAGCGAGGUGGAAGAGGAGCUGGAGAAGGAGAUGGAGAUCGACGACGAGGUGCAGAAGGAGCUGGAUAUGGAUGACGAGUUUGUGGAGGGUGAUUCGGAGGAUGAUGACGAUGAGGAUGAAGAAGAGGACGAGGAUGAGGAUCUUGAAGAUGGCGAAGAGGAAGAAUCGGACGCGGAAAGUGAAUCCGGUGUUAGAGAACGGGUUGAGGUGGACAGUGAUUUCGAGUCGUCCGAGGAUGAGGAUAUUGAGGACAUCGCCCCGAAGGUCACACCCCGUUUGCCGAAGAAAGCAACGAAACCGUCGACCAAAGCCGCCGCUCAGCAAGGACCCAGCACCAGCACCAGCGCAACGAAGAAGAAACCGAAGAAACUGCGCAAACCCCACCUGGAGAUCGAAUAUGAAGUGGAAACCGCACCAACGAGGCAUCGGUUACAUAAAUGAGGUACGGUCGUCGUCGACGAGGGCGAUAAUUGGUAGAAGUGUUAAACAUAAUAAAAAAGUUCAAUGGAUAAGUAUAUUUUAUGUGGACGGGAAAGAACACGUUCUUUCCGCUUGCGCUGCUGAUUGCAAACAACAAAGAAAUAAAUUUCGAGGAGACGCAAAAAUUGUGCUGCAGGCUCUUGAAAA
This is a messenger RNA of Aedes albopictus (Asian tiger mosquito), 1410 nucleotides long. RefSeq names its product protein MAK16 homolog A (gene Rbm13). Gene Ontology annotation, biological process: maturation of 5.8S rRNA; maturation of LSU-rRNA. Lineage: Eukaryota; Metazoa; Arthropoda; Insecta; Diptera; Culicidae. Gene Ontology annotation, cellular component: nucleolus; preribosome, large subunit precursor. The coding region runs from base 175 to 1224 and encodes 349 amino acids. The transcript is spliced from 3 exons. The record is from RefSeq and is a predicted model, not a curated record.